GACCUGCAGCAGCGUUCAGUGUUGGCGCAGCAGGUGGAGAACCUGAGCCAGCGUGUGAACAACCAUGACGCGCUCAUGACUGGUGAUGGCCCAUCAGUUUUGGCUACAGCGGAACCGGUUGCUCGCCCACAGGAAUGGCAGGUCCAAGCAUCUGGCUCACAGGAGGCGCACAUCACAAGAGCCGAAUGUGCAGCUAUGAUCACAGAGGCCCUCACAGGCAAGGUGGCACCAGCACUUGGAGCUCUUCACAGCCACUUUGGCCCACAGUUCCAGGUCCACAGGCAGCGCAUUGAUCACAUAGAGAGCGAAGUCCAGAAGCUGAAGAUCCGCACUGCUUGGGUGGAAAAAGACGUCAUGUUUUCGCAGAUCGAGGUUGCAAAGAGAACCCUGGUCCUUCGCAAUUUUCCAGAGUGGAUGACUGUGCAGGAUCGAGCGCUCACAGUCAACCAAGCCGUGAGGGAGAUGGGCCUCUCACAUGUUGAGUGGGACCUUACCACCACUCAAAUGGAUGAUGGCCAGGGGGCAAGCAACCGCCUCACAGUCUGGUUCUGGGAGGAGGACAAGACGCAGCCAAGCCAAGGUGAGUCACAGCCUGGAGUUGCAUCCACAGACUCACAGCCUGCGACAGCCAGCUCCUCCAAAGCCAAGAGCUGGAAGAAGUCCUCCUACAAGGGCUCACAGAUCAAGAUGACUCCUGGCAUUACACAAUUUGAGAGGAGAUUGGGGGCUCCCAUGCAUGGCCUGAUGAAUGCUUAUCAGAAGGCCUUCAGGAAGUACCAGAAGGAGAGUCUGGUGCCAAAGUGGAAGACCCUCUUCCUCACAGAUCAGCAGGAUGCCUGGUUGGGAAGAAUCUUGUAUCAGAGGAGGUCCCAAAGCCUCACAGCCACCACAGGCAACCCAGCAGACUGGAUUUGCACAGUGCAGUUGCCAGAAGAGCACAAGGAUGCCAUCCUCACAGCCUGGAAGGAGGUGUGGUAUGAUCAGCUGAGGCAGCAAGUCAACCUCACACAGGUGGAGCAGCAUGCCAUUGACACAGCUGCCAAGUCCACCUCACAGGACUAUGCUGCUGCUGAGAGGUUGAGCCGCUGCCUCACACGCUCCAUUCCUCCAUACAAUGCUGGAGAGGAGGAAGGCAUCGAAAACUGGACCCCUGGGAGCUCCAGUUCGCGUUCCUUCCGGCGAAUCAUGCCGAUCGCCAGUAUUUGA
Symbiodinium pilosum is the source of this 1206-nucleotide messenger RNA. NCBI's taxonomy places the organism in Eukaryota, Dinophyceae, Suessiales, Symbiodiniaceae. The record is from the annotation of a GenBank genome assembly.